Molecule: messenger RNA, 807 nt
Organism: Vicia villosa (hairy vetch)
Lineage: Eukaryota; Viridiplantae; Streptophyta; Magnoliopsida; Fabales; Fabaceae
Exons: 2
Coding region: 1-807 (268 amino acids)
Source: RefSeq, a predicted model, not a curated record
AUGAAAGUGUUGUUGAGAGGCUUUGAACUUGUAUCCGGAUUGAAGAUUAAUUUCCAUAAAAGUAACAUAUUCGGUGUUUAUAUUGGUGAGUGGCUUUCUACCUCGACUACUUUUUUCCUUGCAUGUAAAAGAGGGACUUUUCCGUUCAAAUUUCUUGGCAUAUGGGUUGGAGAAGGUGCUAGCAAGAGGAGAGUAUGGAAGGAUGUGGUUUCUAAUAUCAAAUCAAGAUUAUCAAUGUGGAAGGGUAGAAAUAUUUUCAUCGGCGGAAGGGUGACUCUUAUUGGUUCGUGGGAGAAUGUUUGUAAACCUAAGGAGAAAGGCGGGCUAGGCAUUAGAGAUGUUGGUGAAAUGAAUAAAUCUCUUAUUCUUAAAUGGAAGUGGAGAAUCUUGAAGGAGGACAAAGCCAUUUGGAGUACAUUUCUACUCUUGAGAUAUCAAAACCCGAAAUUUAAAGUGUUAGCUUCUUGUGUGGAAGUAUUAAAUCGAGACGAUUCUAGUUGGUGGAGAGACAUUAUUCUUAACGACUUCAAAGAGGAGGACUCCGUUGAAGGCUUCAUUGAUUGGGUCAAUUGUGACUUCAAAAAAGGUAAUACUAUUCUUUUUUGGCAUAGUUGUUGGUUAGGUGAUCAAACUCUUUGUGUUUCCUUCUCGUAUUUGUUCGAUCUUUCAACCAAUAAACUUUGCAAAGUAAGCGAAGUCAUCUCUUGGAACAACGGUGCAUAUUCUUGGAAUCUUGAUGUUCUUUUUGGAAACCGUCCCGUCACGAAUGGCAUAGCUUCGGCUUUUGACAUCCAAUUGAGAGAUUAA